CUCUAUUUUUACUCUACUCAGCUUCACUCUCUUCUUUUCCUCAUUUGACACAUCAGCUGUUAUUUUCUCAAUUUUGGAAGUUUUAAUUAGUUUUUUUGGGAAAUUUCUUGUUAUUACAUUAAUAACUAAUUUGUAGGAAUUUAGACAAUUUUAGCUUCUGGGUAUUGCAUCAACUCAAGUUUUUUUUGUCCAUUUCAUCAUUAUUUUGUGACUAAAUUUCAAGGGGGCUGGGGGGUUUUCUAGUAUUUUGAUCAUAAGAAGUUCAAGUUUCAAAGAAAAUGGUAAUGUUCUACAAUGGGUGCAUUCUAUGGAAGUUGUACCUGAUUCUUGGCAAAAAAUCUAGCGUUAAUAAAAGCUUCUAUUUUUGGAUUUUUCAGAUCUUUAAUAGGUAUAGCUUGGGUACCUAGCAAGAAAGCCUUCAUUUCUUUCUACUCUGUUUUCUGCUCUGUUUCCCCUGUUUUUGUUCUGUUUUUUUUGUUACAAUUCAGCUUUAGAAAGACUAUAACUUUAGUACAUAUUGUAUAAUGGGAGGGGCUUCACUUCCUCCGGGAUUUCGGUUCCAUCCAACUGAUGAUGAAUUGGUAGGAUAUUAUUUGCAUAGAAAAGUUCAAGGGCUUGAAAUCGAGCUGGAAGUGAUUCCUGUGAUAGAUUUGUACAAAUUUGAUCCAUGGGAGUUGCCAGAUAAAUCAUUCCUUCCCAAACGAGACAUGGAAUGGUUCUUCUUCUGUCCAAGGGAUCGAAAGUACCCGAAUGGCUCAAGAACGAAUAGAGCCACCAAAGCAGGCUACUGGAAAGCUACCGGUAAAGAUAGGAAAGUUGUUUGUCAAUCUUCUGUGACUGGAUAUAGAAAGACUCUUGUUUUCUAUCGUGGGCGAGCUCCCUUGGGGGAUAGAACCGACUGGGUAAUGCAUGAAUAUCGUCUCUGCGAUGAUAUUUCUCGAGGCUCAUCAAAUUUUCAGGGAGCUUUUGCUUUGUGCCGCGUUGUGAAAAAGAAUGAACAAGGGCACAAGACAGGUGAUUCACUUGUAGAGCAUAAAGCCAAGAAAAUUGCAAGCAGCUCAAGCAAUGUGGAUUUGACUUGUACAGUAACCUCAAAUGAACAGUUAAGCAUCUCAGGUGACAUUUCUUCACAAGGAAGUUACCUGCAGAGCGAAAGUCGAUACUCAAGCCCCAUUGCUUCUCCUUAUCAAAUUACACCAAUGACUAAAUUCGAUCCGCCUCCAACGGAGAGCAAUUUUUCAAGCAUUUGGGUCUCACCUGAUCUAAUUCUUGAUUCUUCAAAGGAUUAUCCACAAGUAUCUGAAUAUCUUCCACAACAUGAGUAUCCAUGGUUCUCGUCCUACUCAAAUUUUACUGGAGAAAUUGAACAUGAACCUGUUGAUUGCAUUGGAUACAUGUCGCCUUACUUGGGUUUUAAUGGAAAUGAGGAUCUGCCUUAAGGACAAGGUUUUGAUGAGACUAGCUCACUAAAUUAUGCAAAGCACUUAUGGAAAAUGAAAAGGGAAAUAUCAUUUUUUAGCUCUUUUUCCCAAAUGCAGGAAUACAAUAUCUUGAAGAUUUAGUGAUCUAGCUUAUAUCUAUGAAAGGAUAAAAUGUUUCCAAGAAAACGCCUUUUAUUGUUGGUUCUUGGAAGGGAAAAAUAAAAGAGUGCAGGUAUAAAACUCCUUCCUUGUGUAUUUAUUAGCAUUAGCAAAUUGGCGUUGUAUUUCGUUAGGUUGUAGCCCUGAUUGUGAUCACUUUUAUAGAUUGCAUCAGGAGUUGGUUUCUAAUUUCCUGUUUGAAAUGUCUUUGUAAAAUAAGCUUCUUCAUGCUUUGGAGCUUACCUUCUAAUAUAAUGUUAUAAAUAUAGAAAAUCAAAUUUUCUCCUUCAUAGUA
This is a messenger RNA of Jatropha curcas, 1875 nucleotides long. RefSeq names its product NAC domain-containing protein 71. Gene Ontology annotation, biological process: regulation of DNA-templated transcription. Lineage: Eukaryota; Viridiplantae; Streptophyta; Magnoliopsida; Malpighiales; Euphorbiaceae. Gene Ontology annotation, molecular function: DNA binding. The record is from RefSeq and is a predicted model, not a curated record.